This is a messenger RNA of Hemicordylus capensis (graceful crag lizard), 843 nucleotides long. It is a transcript of the gene PLGRKT, whose product is annotated as plasminogen receptor with a C-terminal lysine. The record is from RefSeq and is a predicted model, not a curated record. The coding region runs from base 330 to 773 and encodes 147 amino acids. Gene Ontology annotation, biological process: positive regulation of plasminogen activation. Gene Ontology annotation, cellular component: plasma membrane. NCBI's taxonomy places the organism in Eukaryota, Metazoa, Chordata, Lepidosauria, Squamata, Cordylidae. The transcript is spliced from 5 exons.
CGGAAACCUUUCACGUCUCUUGUUUCUCCGGCCCACUGACAGCUUUCCCUGGGCAAAGUCGUGGAUUUCUCUUGCCCUGGGUACGGGAAGCGACUGGGCGUACUAGAUGUAACCGGCCUGGAAGGGUGAGAGCUGCGAGGGGCAUGCAGAUCACAGGGCAACAGCAGUGACGUCGGAUGUGGCCUGAGUAAAGUGCGGCGUCAAGUCGAUUUCGACUCCUGGCGGCGCCUAACUUGGGGAAUAUCAGCGGCUGGCCUCCAAGAGAGGCACGUUUCUGACGUUACGAGAAUUACAGAAGGUGUCUGCUGCAAGAACGUAUCGAGAUCAAAAUGGGAUUCAUCUUUUCAAAAUCUAUGCAUGAAAACCUAAAGAGUCAACAAGAAUUCAUGCUUAUGAACUCUCGACUUCAGCUGGAAAGACAACUCCUGAUGCAUAAUCAAAUGCGAGAGAGGCAGAUGGCUAUGCAAAUUGCUUGGACACGGGAAUUUCUCAAGUAUUUUGGAACAUUUUGUGGACUUGCAGCUGUGGGUCUAACAGUUGGGGCAAUAAAAAAGAAGAAACCUGGACUAUUCCUUCCAAUGGUUCCUUUAAGCUUUAUACUUGCCUAUCAGUAUGAUAUGGGUUAUGGAUCACUUCUACAAAGAAUGAAAGGUGAAGCAGAGCACAUACUUGACACAGACCAUGCUGUGCUAGAAAUGCCAAAAGGACCCCUUACUUUUGAAGGACUUGAAAAAGCCAGAAGAGCACAGAGCAAGUUUUUUAUUGAAAAAUAAUUUGUGCACAAAGCAGUACUAGAAAUAUCUAUUUGUAAUCAUGUUGCUGAUUAAAACAUUCUGAUCUGGA